GCGCCUCCUCAGCAUCCUUAGGCCCGGCAGCAACCCCCGCAGUCACUGGUGCGGCCGCGCCCGCCACUGGGAGGGUGCAGCCACUGGAGGAGGCUCCAAGUUGGUGGAGCGGCGGGGACCCCCUCUGCGGGCCGCUCCCCGAAAGGCGGAAAGAGAGGAGGAGGGCGCGCCGCCGUCCCCGAGACCCCAGCCCCUGACCCCUGCCCGCGGCCGCAGCAUGCGCGCCCAGCCGGCGUGACCGGCUCCGCCCGCAGCCGCCCCGCAACCCAGCCCGGCGCUCUCGCGGGUCACUCGGACCGGCGCCCGGGAGCGAUGAGCCAUGAAGCCGCCCGGCAACAACUCCCGGCGGCCGCCCCUGACGGGUUGCAGCCUUCCCGGAGCCUCCUGCGGCCCCGGCCGCUGCCCCACCGGCCCAGUGCUGGCCCGCGCGCCGCCCUGCCGCCUGCUCCUCGUCCUUCUCCUGAUACCUGCGCUCGCCGCCUCGUCCCGGCCCCGUGCCCGGGGGGCCGCUGCGCCCAGCGCUCCGCACUGGAAUGAAACUGCAGAAAAAACCCUGGGAGUCCUGGCAGAUGAAGACAACACAUUGCAACAAAAUAGCAGCAGCAGAAAUACCAGCUACAGCAGUGCAGUGCAGAAAGAAAUCACACUGCCUUCAAGACUGGUGUAUUACAUCAACCAGGACUCAGAAAGCCCUUAUCAUGUUCUUGACACAAAGGCCAGACACCAACAGAAACAUAAUAAGGCUGUCCAUCUGGCCCAGGCAAGCUUCCAGAUCGAAGCUUUUGGCUCCAAGUUCAUUCUUGACCUCAUACUGAACAAUGGUUUGUUAUCUUCUGACUACGUGGAGAUCCACUAUGAAGAUGGGAAGCAGAUGUACUCUAAGGGUGGAGAGCACUGUUACUACCAUGGAAGCAUCAGAGGCGUCAAGGAUUCCAGGGUGGCCCUGUCGACCUGCAACGGACUCCAUGGCAUGUUUGAGGAUGACACCUUUGUAUAUAUGAUAGAGCCGCUGGAACUGACUCAUGAUGAGAAAAGCACAGGCCGACCGCACAUAAUCCAGAAAACCUUGGCAGGACAGUAUUCUAAGGAGAUGAAGAAUCUCAGCACAGAUGGCAGUGACCAGUGGCCUUUGCUACCUGAAUUACAAUGGCUGAGAAGAAGGAAAAGAGCAGUCCAUCCAUCUCGUGGUGUGUUUGAAGAAAUGAAGUAUUUGGAGCUUAUGAUUGUUAACGAUCACAAGACGUAUAAGAAGCACCGCUCUUCUCACGCGCAUACCAACAACUUCGCAAAGUCUGUGGUCAACCUUGUAGAUUCUAUUUACAAGGAACAGCUCAACACCAGGGUUGUCCUGGUGGCUGUAGAGACCUGGACCGAGAAGGAUCAAAUUGACAUCACCAUCAACCCCGUGCAGAUGCUUCACGAGUUCUCCAAGUACCGGCAGCGAAUCAAACAGCACGCUGACGCGGUCCACCUCAUCUCGCGUGUGACAUUCCAUUAUAAGAGAAGCAGUCUGAGUUACUUUGGAGGUGUGUGUUCUCGAAUAAGAGGGGUUGGUGUGAAUGAGUACGGUCUUCCAAUGGCAGUGGCACAAGUAUUAUCACAGAGCCUGGCUCAAAACCUUGGAAUCCAGUGGGAACCUUCGAGCAGGAAGCCAAAAUGUGAAUGCAUAGAGUCCUGGGGCGGCUGCAUCAUGGAAGAAACAGGGGUGUCCCACUCUCGGAAGUUCUCCAAGUGCAGCAUUUUGGAGUACAGAGACUUUUUGCAGAGAGGUGGCGGAGCGUGUCUUUUCAAUAGGCCAACUAAGUUGUUUGAGCCCACGGAAUGUGGAAAUGGAUAUGUGGAGGCUGGGGAGGAAUGCGACUGUGGUUUCCAUGUGGAAUGCUAUGGAGUUUGCUGUAAGAAGUGCUCGCUCUCCAAUGGGGCCCACUGCAGUGACGGCCCCUGCUGCAACAACACCUCCUGCCUUUUUCAGUCACGAGGGUAUGAAUGUCGGGACGCCGUAAACAGCUGUGACAUCACCGAGUACUGCACUGGAGACUCUGGCCAGUGCCCACCGAACCUCCAUAAACAAGAUGGCUAUGGCUGCAAUCAAAAUCAGGGUCGCUGCUACAAUGGCGAGUGCAAGACAAGGGACAAUCAAUGCCAGUACAUCUGGGGGACAAAGGCUGCGGGGUCAGACAAGUUCUGCUAUGAAAAGCUGAACACGGAAGGCACCGAGAAAGGCAAUUGUGGAAAGGAUGGAGAUCGGUGGAUCCCGUGCAGCAAACAUGAUGUGUUCUGUGGAUUUCUGCUUUGCACCAAUCUUACCCGAGCUCCACGUAUCGGUCAACUUCAAGGAGAGGUCAUCCCGACUUCCUUCUAUCAUCAAGGCCGAGUGAUUGACUGCAGUGGUGCUCACGUAGUUUUAGACGAUGAUACAGACGUGGGUUAUGUUGAAGAUGGGACUCCAUGUGGCCCCUCCAUGAUGUGCUUAGAUCGGAAGUGCCUACAGAUUCAAGCCCUAAAUAUGAGCAGCUGCCCACUUGACUCAAAGGGUAAAGUCUGCUCAGGCCACGGGGUGUGUAGCAACGAAGCCACCUGCAUCUGCGAUUUCACUUGGGCAGGUACAGACUGCAGCAUCCGGGAUCCAGUUCGGAACCCCAACCCCCCAAAGGAUGAAGGCCCUAAGGGUCCUAGCGCCACCAAUCUCAUAAUAGGCUCCAUCGCUGGUGCCAUCCUGGUAGCAGCUAUUGUCCUUGGGGGCACAGGCUGGGGAUUUAAAAACGUCAAGAAGAGGAGAUUCGAUCCCACUCAGCAAGGCCCCAUCUGAAUCGGCUGCACUGGAGGAAUGCCACCUUGCACUGUUGGGUUCUGGGAAUGACAUGUUUUCAGCCAUGCUGCCGGAACUCUUAAGUCUGUAAAGAAGACCCUUGGGUGGUAAUGACUACAGAGCCUCAAAUCUGAGAAUGGGUAUGGGGUACAAGACAAUGGUCCCUUUUGGAAAUAACUUCAAGUAACCCCCCAAUCACCUGUCAAUAAAGGGGAGGGGGUUAAAGACCAUGUCAUUAAAAAAAAAAAAACUU
This is a messenger RNA of Mus pahari (shrew mouse), 3062 nucleotides long. RefSeq names its product ADAM metallopeptidase domain 23 (gene Adam23). The transcript is spliced from 26 exons. Gene Ontology annotation, molecular function: metalloendopeptidase activity. The record is from RefSeq and is a predicted model, not a curated record. Lineage: Eukaryota; Metazoa; Chordata; Mammalia; Rodentia; Muridae. Gene Ontology annotation, cellular component: presynaptic membrane. Gene Ontology annotation, biological process: proteolysis. The coding region runs from base 320 to 2809 and encodes 829 amino acids.